Molecule: messenger RNA, 3192 nt
Organism: Pseudoliparis swirei
Lineage: Eukaryota; Metazoa; Chordata; Actinopteri; Perciformes; Liparidae
Gene: ap1g2
Product: adaptor related protein complex 1 subunit gamma 2
Exons: 22
Coding region: 104-2560 (818 amino acids)
Biological process (GO): Golgi to vacuole transport; intracellular protein transport; receptor-mediated endocytosis
Cellular component (GO): Golgi apparatus; membrane coat; AP-1 adaptor complex
Molecular function (GO): clathrin-cargo adaptor activity
Source: RefSeq, a predicted model, not a curated record
AUUUAGUGUUUCCAGCCAGCUGACUGCUGCCGUGUGUCAGAGGGGGUUCUUUGGAACCGGUUUACUUUUUUUUUUAAAAUACUGGCGACUGCGGUGAAGAGCCAUGUCUCCAUCGGUGCAACUGCAGGAGAUGAUCCGGGCCAUCAGGUCAGCGAGGACGCAGUGUGAGGAGCGAAGCGUCAUCCAGAGGGAGUGUGCAGCCAUCCGGGCCCAGUUCAGGCAGGCCGACAACGGGGGCCGGUCGCACAACCUGGCCAAGCUGCUCUACGUGCACAUGCUGGGCUACCCGGCUCACUUCGGUCAGAUGGAGUGCGUUCGGAUGAUCGCCAGCCCGCGCUACAGCGAGAAGCGCGUGGGAUACCUGGGAGCCAUGAUGCUGCUGGAUGAGAAGCAGGACGCCAGCUUGCUCAUCACGAACUCCAUCAAGAAUGACCUCUCUCACAGCAACCAGUUCGUGCAGUCUCUGGCUCUGUGCACGCUGGCCUGCAUGGGCUCGGCUGAGAUGUGCAGGGAUCUGGCGCCAGAGAUCGACCGGCUGCUCCGAGCAUCCAACUCCUACAUAAAGAAGAAGGCGGCUCUCUGUGCUGUUCACAUCGUGAGAAAAGUCCACGAGCUGGGGGAGCUCUUCGUGCCCGCGGCUCGCUCCCUCCUCUCCGAGAAGAACCACGGCGUGCUGCACGGCGCCGUGGUGCUCAUCAUCGAGCUGUGUGAGCAGAAUCCAGAGACACUGGAGCACUUCAGGAAGACCGUGCCAGACCUGGUUCAGAUCAUGAAGGGUCUCGUCCUUUCGGGUUAUUCUCCGGAACACGACGUGGCAGGAAUCAGCGACCCCUUCCUGCAGGUGCGCAUCUUGAGGCUGCUGAGAAUCCUGGGCCGCAAAAACGAAGGAGCCAGCGACGCCAUGAACGACCUGCUGGCUCAGGUGGCGACCAACACGGACAGCACGAAGACCGUGGGCAACGCCGUGCUGUACGAGACCGUCCUCACCGUGCUGGACAUCAAGUCGGAGAGCGGCCUCAGGGUUCUGGCCGUGAACAUCCUGGGAAGAUUUCUCCUGAACAACGACAGGAACAUUCGGUACAUCGCCAUGACGUCUCUUCAAAAGAUCGUCGGGACGGACCACAAUGCAGUGCAGCGCCACCGGGGAACCAUCGUGGACUGCCUGAAGGACCAGGACGCGUCCGUCAAGCGCCGCGCGUUGGAGCUCUCCCUGGCGCUGGUGUCGGCCUCCAACGUCCGCUCAAUGAUGAAGGAGCUGCUCCUCUUCCUCUCCUCCUGCCCCGCUGAGCUCCGGGCGCACGCCACCAGCGGCAUCUUCAACGCCGCAGAGAGGUAUGCUCCCUCCCAGCGCUGGCACAUUGACACCAUGCUGCAUGUCCUCAUCACGGCAGGGGGCGACGUGCGAGAUGAGACGGUGCCCAACUUGAUCCAGCUCAUCACCAUCGCCUCAGAGCUGCACUGCUACACCGUCCACAAGCUCUACCGCGCGCUGAUCGCUGACAUCUCUCAGUUGUGUGAUCGUGUCACAUUAGUGUGUGUGUGUGUGUGUGUGCAGCAAUCGCUGGUGCAGGUGGCGUGCUGGUGCAUCGGGGAGUACGGAGACCUGCUGCUCCGAGGAGACUGUCAGGAGGCGGAGCCGGUCCAGGUCACCGAGGACGACGCCCUGGACGCCUUGGAAACGGUCCUGCAUUCGCACAUGUCGUCGCCGGCGACCAGAGGCUUCGCUCUCACCGCCACCAUGAAGCUGAGCACGCGCAUCACUGACAACGUGGAUCGCAUCAGGAGCAUCGUCAGCAUCUACGGCAGCUGCAUCGACGUGGAGCUCCAGCAGAGGGCGGUCGAAUACAAUGCCCUGUUCAAGAAAUACGACCACAUGAGGGCCGCCGUGCUGGAGAGGAUGCCCGUGAUCGAGAAGAACUCCCCGGGUCAUACCAACGGAGAGUCGACGGGGGAGGCCACCCAGGACGCCCCGAGAGCCAAACUCAAGCAGGGGGAGCUGCUGCUGCCGCCUCAGCAGCCCGCCAACCAGGUGUGUAACCUCUUGGACCUGCUGGGAGACUCUGAGGAGACUCUGCAGCCCAGCCCGGCAUUCGGCGGCGCGGCGCCCGGCCCGUCAGUCAACACGACCAGCACCGCCGGAGGAGACCUCCUGGAUCUGCUGGGAGGGUUGGCGCUGACCCCGCUCGCACCAGCUCCCGUCGCUCCCCCGGUGCCGGUGUACGACAAAAGCGGCGUGACCUUGACCGUGAGCUGUGAGAAGCAGUCGGCCACGGGCCUCACGGUCACCCUGACGGCCUCCAACGCCACCGACGCCGACAUCAGCAGCUUCACGCUGCAGGCCGCCGUGCCCAAGAGUGUCCAGUUACACAUGAAGGCUCCCAGUGGGGACGCCCUUCCUGCACGAGGCUCAGCUAAGGUGACCCAGCUGGUGGUCCUGAACAACCCAAACAAGGUGAACCUGAAGAUGAGGGUCCGCGUAUCUUACACCCGCCUCGGGUCGGCCUUCCAGGACACGGUCCAGAUCGACUCGUUCCCCGGACUCGACGCUGCCGGCCAAUGACGGAGCGCCGCUCCCUCCACCGGGACAAUGACCGCGUGUCUGUGGAAGAGUCGGCCGGCGGCGCCGCUCACCGAUGAACGUUCCCCCCCCACCCCCCCCCCCACCCCUGGUUCGGUCCGCGUCCCUCCGGCUGAAGAACGCCGUUCUUCUGGAAUCCGAGUGUAAAUGUGACCGAUGGUGUGAAUAAAUAUGGAGUUUGGAAUUAGCCGAUAAUACGCUAACAUAUGAUUUGAUGAGUCUUCUGCCCGGAGAGCUUCGUCCCAUCCAGGUUGUUUCGUUACCAGGCGAUCGCACCACGAGGUCGACUGUCCUCCGAGUUUAUUUCCCUUUUGAAAUUUAUUUCCUUUAUCUAACAUUUGCCUUCACCACCUGCACGUCUUCGAAAGCAGCUAAUCACCAACGAGCCGUACGAUGACAACAGGCUCUAAUCCUGGACACUUGAUUUCCACUGCUUAGUUUUACCAGCUCAGAAUCCUCCAUUUCUCCUGUGCCUUUCAACCCCUCGUGAACUGAGGUUUUAUCCUCCUGACAAAACUAAUGCAAUUACAUUUGGGUUCAAGAGGCCAGGAAAUGGUUUUGAAUGCUCGCAAGGCAGUCUUUAAAAGUCAUUAAACACUUUUUUUUACUCAUCA